Molecule: messenger RNA, 1256 nt
Organism: Sesamum indicum (sesame)
Lineage: Eukaryota; Viridiplantae; Streptophyta; Magnoliopsida; Lamiales; Pedaliaceae
Source: RefSeq, a predicted model, not a curated record
UGGGAGUUAGUACUAAUGUUUAUAUAAAAUGUUUUAUACUUGUGGUAUGUACAUUUAAAAUACAGAAGAAGAUGCGAUGUUGAGGUUUCGACAUCCAAACCAGUCCUAUUACUUAAAUUACCCCUGGAAUAGCCCCGAAAGAGGGAAUGAGAAAAUUUUAAGCGGGAAUGUCAGUUGAAGAGUUAGUUACUACUUAUACUUACCAGCAGCACGAGAUAUAUCUUAACAGGAACUAUCAAACUGAUCAGCUCCAAGUUUCCAUGGCAACUUCUUUCUUCCUCAGCCUUCUCCUCGUGGUCGCCCUCAUAGCCACCACCUGCCGUGCCGUCUCCGCUACAGAAACCCUUCCUCCAACACAACCACCCUCUCUGCCCGUAAUACCACCACCAGCAGUUGCCUCUGUACGGACUCUGCAACCGCCCCCCGAGCCAUUGGCGGAGAUUCAAGAAAAUCAGCCAGACGAACCUCCACCAACACAACCAUCCUCUCUGCCCGUAAUUCCACCACCAGCGGUCUCCAAUGCACGGACUCCACAACCGUCCCCGCCCCCGCCAUUGGCUGAGAUUAAAGAAAAUCAGCUCAACAACAUCAUUGACGCGCUUAUAGGUACUGGCGACUUCGUGGGGUGGGCUAACCUUCUCUCAUCCACCGACCCUUCAGUCUUCCCACUCACGGCCACCCUUUUCAUCCCCAGCAACGAUGCGGUCUCUCAUUUCCCCACGGCCAACACCGCCGGAAUAGACUACGAUCCUUUUCUCAUUCCAUAUCACAUAAUCCCACAGCGCCUCACUUUCUCCGAUCUCCAGCAGUUUAGGGUUCACUCUCGCCUCCCGACUCUCCUUCCCUCUAAAUACAUUGUCAUCACCAAUAACUCGCCCUCAAAUUUCACCGUCGAUGAUUCCCAAAUCACACAAGCCGAUAUCUUUGUAAAUGUUGCUUUCUCAGUGCAUGGCAUCAAGAAAGUCCUCGAUUACUCUGUAUAUGGCGGUGAUAACGUCCUUUCACCACCGCCGGAAAAAACCAAGUGGCCGAGAAUAAAACCUACUCCUGGGCCGCCAAAGAAGAGAAGACCGGUUCUUCCGGGAGAAAUAACUGUGGGCCUGAAGUCUUGCGCUUCCUGUUCAUGCAGUGAGAUUUUAAUGAUAUUUUCGGCCUUUUAUGUUGUUUUCCUAUAAAAGAUUCUUUGAGAAUGUACGCGCCGAUAUUGCAUGAACGCAACGUCAAGAAUGUGGAUAACAAGAAACCCUAUAGAUCUU